Molecule: messenger RNA, 387 nt
Organism: Notodromas monacha
Lineage: Eukaryota; Metazoa; Arthropoda; Ostracoda; Podocopida; Cyprididae
Source: the annotation of a GenBank genome assembly
AUGAUUUUGACAAAUGAUGGACCUCAACUUCCGGUUCCCGAAGAAAUCAUUGCUGCUUCCGAUGGUGAAGCCAAAGAGUACCUUACAAGAAAUUUUUAUUUUGGGUCCAAACAAAUCGAAUUCGUUUCUGGUUCAGCGGCAAUUAUUGGACGCAUCGUCGCAGGAAUCUUCGGUAGUACACUGAUGAAAGCUCAAAGGACAACUGGAAGCAAAUCCUUGGAACUCAUACAUGUUCCCCUCUGUAACAUCCACUCCGAAAAUGGAAUCGGGUUGCACCCGGAUUUGUUUCUCGAACCCGGGUUCCGACAGGUUCCUGAUCAGCAAAGAAACGUGGCAAUCCAUGGCAUUCAAGGCAAUCACUUGCCCAUCCCUGCCUUCAGGAAAUGA